Messenger RNA from Eurypyga helias (sunbittern), 1083 nucleotides. It is a transcript of the gene RFFL, whose product is annotated as ring finger and FYVE-like domain containing E3 ubiquitin protein ligase. The record is from RefSeq and is a predicted model, not a curated record. Gene Ontology annotation, cellular component: cytoplasm; plasma membrane. Bases 1 to 1083 code for a protein of 360 amino acids. Gene Ontology annotation, molecular function: ubiquitin protein ligase activity. NCBI's taxonomy places the organism in Eukaryota, Metazoa, Chordata, Aves, Eurypygiformes, Eurypygidae. Gene Ontology annotation, biological process: protein K48-linked ubiquitination; negative regulation of extrinsic apoptotic signaling pathway via death domain receptors; proteasome-mediated ubiquitin-dependent protein catabolic process. The transcript is spliced from 6 exons.
AUGUGGGCAAGCUGCUGUAACUGGUUUUGUCUGGAUGGCUCACCCGAGGAGAUGCAGCCGCAGCCGGCAGCCAGCGCCCAAGCCUACUCCAACCCCGGGUACAGCUCCUACCCCUCUCCCACAGCCGCUGAACAGAGCUGCAAGGCCUGCGGGGUGCCCUUCGACAGCUCCUCCGGGAAGCGCGUCUGCCUGGACUGCAAGAAGAAUUUUUGUACGUCCUGCUCCAACGAGCCCGAAGGCGGCCCCCUUCUCUGCCAUCUCUGCCAGCGCUUCCGAGCCACGGCUUUUCAGCGGGAGGAGUUGAUAAAGAUGAAGGUGAAGGAUCUGCGAGACUACCUGGCGCUCCGUGAGAUUUCCACCGAGUUGUGUCGCGAGAAGGAGGACCUGGUGUUUCUGAUCCUUGGCCAGCAGCCUGUAAUUACCCAGGAAGAUCAGAUAAGAACAAAUCAAUUUAAUACAAGUGCCUCUGGACAGCAAGACUCUGUCAUUCUCCCAACAACCAGCGUAGCGUCUUCUACCUCACCUGAUGCCUCCCCGGUGUCUGCAGGUCCCAUCUCGAGUUCACUAGCUCAGGAACACCAACAGGUAAAUGGUUAUGUGUCUCCAAGCCACAUCGGUAUGACGGGAGUCGAGAAUGCAGCAGAAGCACCAGCAGAGGAGGAGACGCAGUCUACUGACUCAGAAGACACCCUGGUGCAGGGGAGGAAGGCUUCCCUUUCCGAUCUGACAAGCAUCGGGGACAUCAACGCGCUUUCUGUGCGACAGCUGAAGGAAAUUCUGGCUCGCAACUUCGUCAACUACAAAGGCUGCUGUGAAAAGUGGGAGCUGCUGGAGAGGGUGACUCGCCUGUAUAAGGAGAAAGACCUGCAGUAUCUAGUUUCUGACACUGAUGAUCAGACUGGCGGCGCUGGGCUCCCUGGCGCGGAGGACAACCUCUGCAAAAUCUGCAUGGACGCGCCCAUCGACUGCGUCCUGCUGGAGUGCGGCCACAUGGUCACUUGCACCAAGUGCGGGAAGCGGAUGAGCGAGUGUCCCAUCUGCAGGCAGUACGUCAUCAGGGCUGUCCACGUCUUCAGGUCCUAA